Messenger RNA from Amoebophrya sp. A25, 866 nucleotides. NCBI's taxonomy places the organism in Eukaryota, Dinophyceae, Syndiniales, Amoebophryaceae. The record is from the annotation of a GenBank genome assembly.
CCGCAGGCCGAUCAAAUAUUAAUGCAAAGUCAUUGCGCAAGCGCGAAGCUGCAGCCAUAACGCGGAUUGCAAAUGCGCAGGCAGAACAAAAGAACAUAAUAGUUAAGUUUUACACGAUGUCAAUCACGUUCUUGUCCACUAGCAUUCUUGGCUUUUUCUUAGAAGAAACAGAAAGCAUUCUCUUCAGAAUCAGAUACAGAUAUCAGAAUGUUCUCCAAAAAUUUUAUGAAGUACUAAGUACAAUGAUCUCUAAAAUAUCGACGUCCAAGAAAGAACUAAACGACCUCUUGGAGCUUCCAGUAGACCAACGCAGAGAAGCCUUUGCACGAAUACUGCACAAGGAUAUCGGACAAGGCAUCGUCUCCGAUCUGGGAGGCAAUAAGGGGCUUGCCAUGAGCACGGACUAUUUAUGCACAAAUUCAAAUCUAGUGCAUGCUUACAGACAUUUCUCUUUGACCCUAAGCCCAGGCCCUACGCCCUAAGCAAAAGAGAGCGCGAAGGUGUCGACAUUCUUCAACACUACCACAACUUUUGAUAUUUAGAUUUAUCUGAGUUAACUGUCAGACAUCCUUUUCAUUGAGGACUCAUUUUCCUCAUUGAUGAUGGAACACGAACUCAAGUCCUGCAAUGCGUAUAAUUAUUCGCACAUUCUUUCAUAAUCCGCGCUACGAUGUGGUGUCUCACCUGAAAACAGUAUGCGAGACCUGGUUCGAAGUGGGCUGCUUUGUUUGCGCCAGGAGCUGAUCCUCAUUCGCAAAAGUCUAGCGGCCAUGCAACUUGUCUCAAAUAAUGAUUCGUCUCCUGAGGACCAUAUUAUGGGUAGCACGAAGUCAGAUGAAAUUAAGGAGAUCGUAGAAUUUGCUUAA